Messenger RNA from Melampsora larici-populina 98AG31, 444 nucleotides. RefSeq lists its product as uncharacterized. The transcript is spliced from 3 exons. Bases 1 to 444 code for a protein of 147 amino acids. Lineage: Eukaryota; Fungi; Basidiomycota; Pucciniomycetes; Pucciniales; Melampsoraceae. The record is from RefSeq and is a predicted model, not a curated record.
AUGAAAAGAGAAAGACCAGAAACGCCAUCACAAGAAGAAGAAAUCGCGAGGUUAGAAGAAGAAGUUGGUCGCCUCAAAGUGUCGCUUCGAAGCCUUGAGGACAAAGGUGUACUUUCAGCCUGUGCUCAUGAAGUUCAGCCCAUUUUGGAUGAUCUCAGACAAGAGAUUGCUGGUCUAAAGUCCUCGCUCGAAGUUGUCCAAGCUGAAGUAUCCGAUUUACAAUUAAUGGCCAGCUUCGAAUUCCAACACGUCAGAGCCAACCAGAUGGCUAUCCAAAAGGUCGCGGACGCCACUGGUAACUCCCAUAUUGAUACCGAGGAGGAGAUAGAGGUUUUUACCGAAGAACGUCAUCAAUCGUAUUUCUUCACUCGUGAUCAAUCUCUAGGAGGUAAUGCUGCUGGAGGCGACCAGGUUCCUGUAUCCGAUCCACACCUUGGAUCGUGA